UAGCAAUUUGACAUUUGAUGAAAAAGUUUGUUGUCAUCGUGCGUUGAAAGUCACCGUUCGGUUUAUAGAAAAGUUAAAGAAAAUCGGUGGAAAAUGCCUAGCCAAGAAGUGACCACGAGCAAGGUGGUUGUCCACCCUCUGGUGUUGCUUAGCGUCGUUGAUCAUUUUAAUCGUAUGGGUAAGAUCGGCAAUGAAAAACGAGUGGUUGGCGUUCUCCUAGGUUGCUGGAGGGCUAAAGGUGUCUUGGAUGUUUCAAACAGUUUUGCCAUUCCGUUCGAUGAAGAUGACAAGGACAAAUCUGUGUGGUUCUUGGAUCAUGAUUAUUUGGAAAACAUGUAUGGAAUGUUCAAGAAAGUGAAUGCAAGGGAAAAGGUUGUGGGCUGGUACCAUACAGGCCCCAAGCUCCAUCAGAAUGAUAUUGCUAUCAAUGAACUGAUCCGUCGUUAUUGCCCUAACUCAGUUUUGGUCAUAAUUGAUGCAAAACCUAAAGAUUUGGGUCUUCCAACUGAAGCUUAUCAGGCUGUUGAAGAAGUCCAUGAUGAUGGGUCACCAACAUCGAAGACUUUUGAACAUGUACCUAGUGAAAUCGGCGCCGAAGAAGCUGAGGAGGUCGGUGUUGAGCACCUACUCAGAGAUAUCAAGGAUACCACUGUGGGCACGUUAUCUCAAAGGAUCACAAAUCAACUGCUUGGACUGAAGGGUUUGCACCUACAGUUGAGAGAAAUCCGCGAUUACCUCAUCCAAGUCGGAGAGAGCAAGAUGCCGAUCAAUCACCAAAUCGUGUAUCAACUGCAGGACAUUUUCAAUCUGCUUCCCGAUAUAAACCACGACCUCUUCAAUAAAUCGUUCUACGUAAAGAACAACGAUCAGAUGUUGGUUGUAUAUUUGGCCGCCAUGGUCAGAUCAAUUGUAGCGCUCCACAAUCUGAUCAACAAUAAGUUGACGAAUAAGGAUGCUGAGGAGGUGAAGAAAGAUGACAAGAAGGAGAGCAAAGACAAGGAUAAGGACAAGGAGGCGGCCAAAAAGGAUGAGAAGAAAAAGUAGUUCAAUAAUGUUAUUAAACUUAAUUUAAUUGAUUCAUGCUAAACUCAACAAUAUAAUAAUAAUAAUUA
Molecule: messenger RNA, 1112 nt
Organism: Nicrophorus vespilloides
Lineage: Eukaryota; Metazoa; Arthropoda; Insecta; Coleoptera; Silphidae
Gene: Rpn8
Product: 26S proteasome non-ATPase regulatory subunit 7
Exons: 2
Coding region: 94-1044 (316 amino acids)
Biological process (GO): proteasome-mediated ubiquitin-dependent protein catabolic process
Cellular component (GO): proteasome complex; proteasome regulatory particle
Molecular function (GO): protein binding; metallopeptidase activity
Source: RefSeq, a predicted model, not a curated record